CUCUCUAUACUAGAGGGAGAAAAUGAAAGAAGGGGGUCGUGGCAUAGUUUCACGUAGCUAUGUCCCACCUUGUACCAUUCACUUAUUGGCAAUCCUACCUUUUAUGAGUCCCCUCCCUCCAUUUUCUUAAUCCUACACGUGGUCUCCUCCUCCUACAUGUCUCACUUCAACCUCCAUCCCUUCCUCCCUCCUCCCCCCACUAUAUAUACUCCCAUAUCUCACUCCCCACUCUCCCCAACUCACUCCCUUACAUACACCACCUCCUCUCCUACAAUUUUCAAAAUCAAAACACUCAUACACACCUCUCAAUUCAAACCAAUUUCUACUACUUCCUUCAACAUCUCUCCAUCACAAGCUUACACAACUACUUACUUCAACCUCAACAACCUCUCUUUCAAAAUUAGAAACAAAAACCAUUCACCAUGGCAUCAUCAGCAGCAGCAACAACAACAACAAACACUUGGAUCAAAACCACACUCCCUUCUCCUCCUACAACCUUAAAGAAAAGGUUUCCUUGCAAUUCCAAUUCCAAUUCCAACUCCAACGCCAUCACAUGUUCUCUUCAAACACUCCACUUCCCCAAAAAGUACCAACCAACCUCCACAACCACAACCACAACAACAACAACCACUCCAGCAAGAGAAACCAAACCAGUAAUCGCUUCUCCCUCCGAAACAAAACACCCAUUACCUCAAAGUUGGAACUUUCUCCAGAAAGCAGCGGCUUCAGCCUUAGACAUGGUCGAAACAGCCUUAGUCUCCCACGAACGCAAACACCCACUCCCCAAAACCGCCGACCCACGUGUCCAAAUCGCUGGCAACUUCGCCCCCGUGCCGGAGCACCCGGCGCAGCACUCCCUUCCGGUGGCCGGAAAAAUCCCCAAAUGCAUUGAGGGCGUCUACGUCCGCAACGGCGCGAACCCGCUCUACGAGCCCGUCGCUGGGCACCACUUCUUCGACGGAGACGGCAUGGUCCACGCCGUCAAAUUCCACUCCGGCGCCGCCAGCUACGCCUGCCGCUUCACCGAAACCCAGCGCUUAGCCCAAGAAAAAACCCUCGGGCGGCCAGUGUUCCCCAAAGCCAUCGGCGAGCUCCACGGCCACUCCGGCAUCGCGCGCCUCCUCCUCUUCUACGCGCGCUCCCUCUUCGGCCUCGUUGAUGGGUCCCACGGCAUGGGCGUCGCCAACGCCGGCCUGGUCUACUUCAACAACCACCUCCUCGCCAUGUCCGAAGACGACUUACCCUACCAUCUCCGACUCACCCCCAACGGCGACUUAACCACCGUCGGCCGUUACAACUUUAACGGCCAAUUGAAAUCCACAAUGAUCGCUCACCCCAAAGUCGACCCCGUCACCAACGACCUCCACGCGCUCUCCUACGACGUCGUCCAGAAGCCUUACCUCAAAUACUUCCGCUUCUCCCCAAACGGCGUCAAAUCCCCCGACGUCGAAAUCCCUUUGAAAGAACCCACCAUGAUGCACGAUUUCGCAAUAACAGAAAACUUCGUCGUCAUCCCCGACCAGCAAGUGGUUUUCAAACUUUCCGAAAUGAUCUCCGGUGGCUCCCCCGUUGUAUACGAUAAGAAUAAGGUUUCGAGAUUUGGGAUUCUGAACAAGAAUGCUAAAGACCCCAAUGGGAUGAAAUGGAUCGAUGCUCCUGAAUGUUUCUGCUUCCAUCUCUGGAACGCUUGGGAGGAACCCGAAAACGACGAGAUUGUUGUGAUCGGUUCCUGCAUGACCCCCGCAGACUCCAUUUUCAACGAAUGCGAUGAGAGUUUGAAGAGCGUCUUGUCUGAGAUAAGGCUGAAUUUGAAGACCGGAAAGUCUACAAGAAAACCCAUUAUCUCCGAAUCCCAACAGGUCAACUUGGAAGCCGGCAUGGUCAACAGAAACAAGCUCGGACGAAAGACCCAGUUUGCGUACUUAGCACUUGCCGAGCCAUGGCCUAAGGUUUCAGGUUUCGCUAAAGUUGAUUUGUUCAGUGGGGAAGUGAACAAGUACAUGUAUGGGGAAGAGAGGUUCGGUGGGGAGCCUCUGUUUCUUCCAAAUGGUGUUGACGGUGAUGAAGAUGAUGGCUAUAUUCUCGCAUUCGUGCAUGAUGAGAAGGAAUGGAAAUCGGAGCUGCAGAUUGUGAAUGCCAAAACUUUGAAGCUUGAGGCUUCCGUUAAGCUUCCUUCUAGAGUUCCUUAUGGGUUUCACGGCACUUUUAUUCAUUCAAAUGAUUUGAGGAAACAAGCUUGAAUUGGUGACGGUAAAUAAGUGAGUUUUUCACUUUCUGAGGAGAGGUUUAACUGUGGGAUGCUUGCAGAUACGCCCCCGGAAUCUACUCCUCUUCAGUUUCUGUUGCAGAUUUUUACUUUUCUUCAUUUUUUUCACUUUGGGAGUGAGAGGUUUUGGGGACCAGCUUGUAGCUUUUGGGGUGUAGUUAGCAAUGAAGCUCAGCUGGUCUCUGUUUUUCUUUCGCUUGAUGUGCAUGUAAAGUAUAAGAGAAAAAAAAAAGGGUACAUUUAUAUAUAUCACAGUAUAGAAUGUGAUAUACUAUGAUAUGAUGUGGUUACGGUUUACUGUAAACUUCUGUUGUAAAUAUCAGAAAUAAUUAAUGAUACUUAUUUCACUAUUUUUAUAA
Glycine soja is the source of this 2625-nucleotide messenger RNA. Its product is annotated as 9-cis-epoxycarotenoid dioxygenase NCED1, chloroplastic-like. Bases 423 to 2240 code for a protein of 605 amino acids. Gene Ontology annotation, molecular function: carotenoid dioxygenase activity. NCBI's taxonomy places the organism in Eukaryota, Viridiplantae, Streptophyta, Magnoliopsida, Fabales, Fabaceae. Gene Ontology annotation, cellular component: chloroplast stroma. The transcript has a single exon. The record is from RefSeq and is a predicted model, not a curated record. Gene Ontology annotation, biological process: carotene catabolic process.